AUGGCUUUGACAUCGUGGAAAGCCUUUCGUUUCUUCGAUGUCUCCCACGUCCGCCUCCCAGACGGUGAUGGAGGCCUGAAGCUUGAUCAAGGGAGCAUCACCUCCAUUGCGGCUGGGACAGCUAACAUCUUUGUCGGGACUGCGAGUGGGAACGUGCAUCUCCUGGAUCAGUCAUUUAAGUCGACGCGGUCCUGGAAAGCUCACGAUGCAGGAAGCGUCACACACAUCGAGCAGAUUCCCGAACUACAGUAUCUGCUCACCCUAUCCGAGACUCUUACUGAAGAACCUGAGUUGAAAGUCUGGACACUGGAUCAAAACGACAAAAAGACUGGCAACCCAAGAUGUCUUUGCAGUCUCGCAGUGCAGAAUGGCAGGAAGAACUUUCCUGUCAGCGCAUUUACUGCUACUAGUGACCUUGCACAGCUCGCUGUGGGAUUUGGUAAUGGUGCGGUAACCAUUGUCAGAGGCGACUUGAUUCACGAUCGAGGAACCAAACAGCGGACUGUUUUCGAAUCCGAGGAGCCCAUUACCGGUUUGGAAUUUCGAGAAGCCAACACUACCGCCCUCUACAUUGCCACGACUAACCGUAUCCUGGCUCUCGCAAUAUCCGGGAAAGCACAAGGUACUCCUGCUCGUACACUGGACGAGAAUGGCUGUGCUGUAGGCUGCAUGACGUUGGACCCUCAAUCCAAUGAGAUUGUUGUCGCUCGUGAUGAUGCUAUCUACACAUAUGGGCCUCGGGGUAAGGCGAAUUCAUAUGCUUACGAGGGCUCGAAGAAGCUCGUCGGUGUCAGCAAGGAUUAUGUGUUGGUCGUCUCUCCACCAGCCAGCAACAUCGGCCGCGCCACGGGUCUUAAAGCCUUUGCAGGCACCAGAGCCGAUGAGAUCUUCAACACCAGCACUUUCACCAUUCUGGACACUGAUCUAAAAUUCAUUGCUCACUCCGAGUCUGUUUCAAACCAGAUCAACCACAUAUUCAACAUCUGGGGCGACAUCUUUCUUCUCACCAUCGAUGGCAAGCUUUACCGAUACCACGAAAAGACUUUCCAGCAAAAGUUGGAGAUUCUAUACCAAUACAACUACUACCUCUUAGCCAUCGAACUCGCUCGGAAGUACAAGGUUGAGGCCGUGCAGCAGAACGUCAUUCACCGAAGAUGGGGUGAUUGGCUGUAUCAAAAGGGAGAUUAUGACACCGCCAUGCAGCAGUAUUUACUCGCCAUCGACAAUACGGAGCCCYCACAGAUUAUCCGAAAGUUCUUGGACAAUCAGAGAAUACGGAAUCUGAUUGAGUAUCUCGAGGAGCUUCACGAACACCACAAAGCAACUUCCGAUCACACUACGCUGUUGUUGAAUUGCUAUGCGAAAUUGAAGGAUGUCGACAAGUUGGAGGAGUUCAUCAAACAGCCCGGUGAGCUCAAAUUUGACCUGGACACUGCCAUCUUGAUGUGUAGGCAGGGCGGGUAUUACGACCAGGCGGCGUUUCUAGCGAGGAGGCAUGAUGAACACAGUCUAGUCAUUGACAUCCUUAUCGAAGACUUGAAGAAGUAUGCCGAAGCACUGGCGUACAUUGUCCGUCUGGAGCCAAAGGAAGCAUAUCCAAACUUGAUGAAGUAUGGCACUGUUCUGCUUGCACACUGUCCAGAGGACACAACCCAGCUGUUCAUCGACUACUUCACCGGCAACUUCAAACCAAAGGCUGAUGCGGUGGUGAUUCAAGAAGUUCCAGCGACGCAGCAGCAGGGUGGAUUUGGAACAAUGGCAACCACUGCUGCACAGAACCUCGCUGCCCUCAUCCCACUACCAUAUAUGAGUACAACUACUCCACAGACUCCAAAGGAUGAAUCACAGCCGACUGUGAGCCAAGCACAGGUGGUGGAAAGCAUGACUGAGGGCGAAUUCAUCGAGUACGAGGUUCCCAAACCCCGCGUUGCAUUCUCGGCAUUCAUCGAUCACCCAGAUCCAUUCAUCGUCUUCCUGGAAGCCGUAGUCGGCGAAAGUGGCAUUGAAGCUGCCAACAAGUCUGACUUGCAUACCACUCUCUUUGAGAUGUACCUCCACAAGGCCAGCAAUACGAAGGAUGCAGAAGAAAAGUCUUCUUGGGAGCAUAAGGCGAAGUCUCUGAUCGAGAAUCCAGACGCAGACGCGCCGAUUGACACCUCCAACAUCCUUUUGUUGUCAGAUCUUGAAAAGUUUCGGUCAGGAACCAUCCUUGUGAGCGAGAAACAAGGACUGCGCUUUGAURUGUUCCGCUCAUAUACAGCCGCUCGCGACACUGCAGGCGCCAUCUCUGCGCUGCGAAAGUACGGCGCUGAUGAGCCUCAGCUUUACCCAGCCGCAUUAGCAUACUUUACAUCCUCUCCGCAAAUCCUCGCUGAAGCUGGGGAUGAAGUCGAUGCCGUUUUGAAGAAGAUCGACGACGAUGGACUCAUGGCUCCACUGCAGGUCAUUCAAACUCUGUCCAACAAUGCAGUCGCAACGAUGGGCCUCGUGAAGAAGUUCCUCCUUACAACAGUCUCUCGAGAACGCAGCGAAGUUGCGGCGAAUCGACGACUCAUCUCCUCAUACCGCUCAGAUACCUUGCAGAAGCAGACCGAGCUAGAAGAACUCGGCGACAAACCCGUCAGUUUCAGCGCGACGCGUUGCGCAAAAUGUGGGAGGACAUUGGAUUUGCCCACGGUGCAUUUCUUGUGCAAGCAUAGUUUCYAUCAGAGUUGUUUGAAUCUGCCACCUACGACGAGCGAUGAUGAGAUUCAAGACGCGAAUGAGGUCGAGUGUCCAGUUUGUAGGGAGAAUAACUAUCUCUUGAGGGAAACGAGGAAGGCGCAGAAGGAGAGUGCGGGACGGCAUGAGUUAUUUGUCGAGAGUUUGAGGGGGAGUGAGAGAGAUCGGUUUGGGGUUGUUGGAGAGUGGUUUGGGAGGGGUGUCAUGGGGGAGUAG
Messenger RNA from Ramularia collo-cygni, 2937 nucleotides. RefSeq names its product related to PEP5 protein. The record is from RefSeq and is a predicted model, not a curated record. Gene Ontology annotation, molecular function: protein binding; protein-macromolecule adaptor activity. NCBI's taxonomy places the organism in Eukaryota, Fungi, Ascomycota, Dothideomycetes, Mycosphaerellales, Mycosphaerellaceae. The transcript is spliced from 3 exons. The coding region runs from base 1 to 2937 and encodes 978 amino acids. Gene Ontology annotation, biological process: vesicle-mediated transport; intracellular protein transport; endosome organization. Gene Ontology annotation, cellular component: endosome; HOPS complex.